Messenger RNA from Orcinus orca (killer whale), 1101 nucleotides. It is a transcript of the gene CIDEC, whose product is annotated as cell death inducing DFFA like effector c. The record is from RefSeq and is a predicted model, not a curated record. The transcript is spliced from 5 exons. Gene Ontology annotation, biological process: apoptotic process; regulation of apoptotic process. The coding region runs from base 385 to 1101 and encodes 238 amino acids. NCBI's taxonomy places the organism in Eukaryota, Metazoa, Chordata, Mammalia, Artiodactyla, Delphinidae.
AGUGGACUCUGCCCCCAGGGACAGGAACUAACCAGGCAGGGCCUCUUCAGUCCCGACUUGUGAACCCUGAUCAGUGUGACCAGAGCCAGGGUCAGAGAAACAUGGAGUGAGUGGUGCCGGGGAGGGAGGAGCGGCUGCUGAGGGGGGCUGAGCCUGGGCACUAAGGGGGUCUCCAGCUUGCUCAUGGUGGCGUACGUGGGUGGGACAGGGGAAGGGCUGGGGGAGGUGUGUGUGUGAGUUGCUAGGGGAGACCAGAGGAGAGGCUUGCUGGAUGGAGGUGGGGUUGCUCUGUGUCAAAAGACAAGAGAGAGGGAACCCUCCCAUCCCCACCUCAGGAGCUGUCUCUGCUUCCUUCCCAGGCCCAACACUGUCCAGCUGACGAGGAUGGAAUACGCCAUGAAGUCCCUCAGCCUUCUCUACCCCAGGUCCCUCUCCAGGUACGUGGCAGUCAGCACCUCGGUGGUGACCCAGAAGCUGCUGUCACAGUCCAGCCCGGAGGCCCCCAGGGCCCGGCCCUGCAGAGUAAGCAAUGCUGACCGGAGUGUGCGGAAGGGCAUCAUGACACACAGCCUUGAGGACCUCUGCCUCAAGGUCCAGGAUACCCUGAUGCUGGCAGACAAGCCUUUCUUCCUGGUGCUGGAGGAAGAUGGCACAAUUGUAGAGACAGAAGAGUAUUUCCAAUCCCUGACAGAUGACACCGUGCUCAUGGUCCUCCAUAAGGGGCAGAAAUGGCAGCCCCCAUCAGAGCAGGGCACUAGGUACCAACUCUCCCUCUCCCGUAAGCCUGCCAAGAAGAUUGAUGUGGCCCAAGUAACCUUCGACCUGUACAAGGUGAACCCACAGGACUUCAUUGGUUGCCUGAACGUGAAGGCGACUCUCUAUGGCACAUACUCCCUUUCCUAUGAUCUGCGCUGCUACGGCGCCAGGCGCAUCAUGAAAGAAGCUCUCCGCUGGGCCCUCUUCAGCACGCAGGCCGCAGGCCACGUGCUGCUCGGCACCUCCCGUUACCUGCAGCAGCUCCUGGAUGCCACAGAGGGAGGGCAGCCCUCCAAGAGCAAAGCCCCAUCCCUCAUCCCGACCUGUCUGAAGAUACUGCAAUGA